Messenger RNA from Tricharina praecox, 261 nucleotides. Its product is annotated as anaphase-promoting complex subunit 11. Gene Ontology annotation, cellular component: anaphase-promoting complex; nucleus. Lineage: Eukaryota; Fungi; Ascomycota; Pezizomycetes; Pezizales; Pyronemataceae. The record is from RefSeq and is a predicted model, not a curated record. The coding region runs from base 1 to 261 and encodes 86 amino acids. The transcript is spliced from 2 exons. Gene Ontology annotation, biological process: positive regulation of mitotic metaphase/anaphase transition; anaphase-promoting complex-dependent catabolic process; protein ubiquitination. Gene Ontology annotation, molecular function: cullin family protein binding; ubiquitin protein ligase activity; zinc ion binding.
AUGAAAGUUCGUAUCACCUCGUACACCGCGACGGCCGUGUGGCGCUGGGACGUUCCGGAGGACGACGUGUGCGGCAUCUGCCGCGUGCAGUUCGACGGUACCUGUCCCAACUGUCGCUUCCCUGGCGACGACUGUUCUCUCGUCAAUGGCAAGUGUGGACACUCGUUCCAUCUGCACUGUAUCAACGAUUGGAUUCAGACCGAGGCCUCUGGAGGGCUGUGCCCCAUGUGCCGCCAGAAGUUUGAGUUUGGGGCGGUAUAA